This is a messenger RNA of Myxocyprinus asiaticus (Chinese sucker), 1708 nucleotides long. RefSeq names its product PHD finger protein 10. Gene Ontology annotation, cellular component: npBAF complex. Lineage: Eukaryota; Metazoa; Chordata; Actinopteri; Cypriniformes; Catostomidae. Bases 15 to 1499 code for a protein of 494 amino acids. The transcript has 12 exons. The record is from RefSeq and is a predicted model, not a curated record.
CUUUCAUUAGCAGGAUGAGCAUCAACAUGGCAGCUGUACUGUCCCCUAGACAGUGCGAUAGCAAUCCUGCAACUCCUGGGACGCAGUCCAUGAAGGAUGACAUUGAAGAAAAUUCCAGUGAUGGCAGUCAAGCCCCCAAGAGACGCAGGAUGGGUUCAGGAGACAGUUCCAGGAGCUGUGACACAUCCAACCAUGAGCUGGGACCUACAUACUUCCCUGCUGAAAAUCUAACAGAAUACAAAUGGCCUGCGGAUGACACAGGAGAGUAUUAUAUGUUACAAGAGCAAGUCAGCGAGUAUUUAGGAGUCACGUCAUUUAAGCGGAAAUAUCCAGAUUUGGAAAGAAGAGAUCUGUCUCACAAAGAGAAGCUUUACCUGAGAGAGCAAAAUGUCAUCACAGAAACACAGUGUACAUUAGGUCUCACUGCUCUCCGCAGUGAUGAGGUCAUUGAUUUGAUGAUUAAAGAGUACCCAGCCAAACAUGCAGAGUACUCGGUUAUACUCCAAGAGCGAGAGCGGCAGAGGAUAACUAAAGAAUACUCUGUGAGCACUCUUAGUGCACAAAUGCAACAAAAAAAUCCUCAAAAAGUUGAAGCCAGUAAAGUGCCAGAUUACAUAAAGAAAGCAGCUAAAAAAGCUGCAGAAUUCAACAGUAAUUUCAACCGAGAGCGGAUGGAAGAGAGAAGGGCAUAUUUUGACCUUCAAACACAUAUUAUUCAGGUACCUCAAGGAAAAUACAAAGUCCUACCUCCCGAAAAAACAAAGACUGGUCCAUACCCAGUGGCCCUCAUCCCUGGGCAGUUCCAAGAGUUCUACAAACGGUACUCUCCAAAUGAGCUCCGCUACUUGCCCAUGAACACGGCUCUAUACGAGCCUCCCCUGGACCCAGAGCUGCCUGCCCUGGACAGUGAUGGCGAUUCUGAUGAUGGAGAGGAUGGAAAAGGUGAAGACGGCAAGAAAAAAGGUUCCUCUGACAGUUCAUGUGGAAACACUUCGGACGGGGACAGCCAGGACAGUGGAAUUCAGUCGAAAAACAAGAGCAAAGACCGACCCGGCACCCAGAGCAAAGACGCCACUCCUCGCACCAUCCAACACAAAUCUGUCCCUGGGUACAAGCCUAAGGUCAUUCCCAAUGCUAUAUGUGGCAUAUGUCAGAAGGGUAAGGAGGCCAACAAGAGAGGCAAACCAGAAGUUCUCAUCCACUGCUCCCAGUGCCAAAACAGCGGUCACCCGUCCUGCUUGGAUAUGAGUGCAGAUUUGGUGUUCCAGAUCAAGAUGUAUCCCUGGCAGUGCAUGGAAUGCAAGACGUGUACCGUCUGCAAGCAGCCCCACCAUGAGGAGGAGAUGAUGUUCUGUGACAAUUGUGAUCGUGGUUUCCACACCUUCUGUGUGGGCAUGGACUCUAUUCCUUUGGGUUGCUGGGUCUGUGAUUUAUGCAACAAAGACAUAUCUACACCUCGGAAAAAAGGAACAGCGAAAACACCCAAAAAAUCGAAAUAAGUUCCAAAGAGAACAUUUUUAUUUCGGAUGACAGUUUUGAUAUUAAUUUCUAUUUUUCUACUUUUGAAAUGAUAAACCCAUACAAUUAUGUAUUUCAUAUGUUGCAAUGGUUUGCCAUAUAUUUGUUGCUUAUUCCACGCCCCCACCCCCCCGCCGAUUGUUAGCGAUUUAGGGUUUUUGUAUUGUUUAAAAUAAAGGUGAAAAAAAUG